Messenger RNA from Merops nubicus (carmine bee-eater), 1501 nucleotides. RefSeq names its product cystine/glutamate transporter-like. Gene Ontology annotation, molecular function: L-amino acid transmembrane transporter activity. The transcript has 12 exons. NCBI's taxonomy places the organism in Eukaryota, Metazoa, Chordata, Aves, Coraciiformes, Meropidae. Gene Ontology annotation, cellular component: membrane. Bases 1 to 1425 code for a protein of 474 amino acids. The record is from RefSeq and is a predicted model, not a curated record. Gene Ontology annotation, biological process: amino acid transmembrane transport.
AUGGGGAAAGACAAGAAAGAUGAGGGGGCUGUCUUUCUGAGGAAAAAGAUAACUUUGCUGAGGGCUUUCUCACUCCUCAUCGGCAGCAUGGUUGGCAGUGGCAUCUUUAUCUCCCCAAAAGGAGUACUGAAAAACUCCGGCAGCGUGGGUUUCUCCCUGGUUGUUUGGUUUGCCUGUGGGCUCCUCUCAAUGUUUGGUGCCUUGUGUUAUGCAGAGCUUGGAACAAGAAUCACCAAAUCUGGAGGACAUUAUAUAUACAUUUUGGAGACACUAGGGCCCCUGCCAAGUUUCUUAUUCCUGUGGGCAGAGUUUUUUGCUAUCAGGCCUGCCAACAGUGCUGUGGUUUCUUUGGCAUUUGGUCGCUACAUGCUGGAACCAUUUUUUGCCCCCUGCACAGCCCCUGUCCCUGCUGUGAAGCUCGUGUCUCUCCUGGGGUACUACAUGGUCCUCACCCUCAACUCUUGGAGCGUCACCUGGAGUGCCCGGCUGCAGACGGCUCUCUCCGUUGUCAAACUCCUGGCCCUUGCACUCAUCAUCGUGCCAGGGAUGAUGCUGCUGGCCGAGGGCCACACCGAAAACUUCCAGGAUGCUUUUGACAGACAGUCACUGGUUUUGGAUAAGAUGCCCCUGGCUUUUUACGCAGGCAUGUUCGCAUAUUCAGGCUGGUUUCAGGCCAGCUUUGUGCGUGAAGAGUUGGUCAGACCUGAACGAAACAUCCCUCUGGCUGUCAUCGUGUCUGUGAUCACGGUAAUAGUGGGGUACAUGCUCACCAACAUCUCCUAUUACACGGUCCUGGGAACGCAAGACGUUCUGGCUUCUCCUGCUGUGGCUGUGAGCUUCGUGCAGCGAGCCUUCAAAAGCCUGAUCUCUGUGGUCCCUGUCCUUGUUGCACUGUCCUGCUUUGGAACCAUGAAUGGAGGAAUCUUCACAUUUUCAAGGACUUUGUUUGUGGCUUCCAGGGAAGGACAGUGGCCUCCUCUCUUCUCCAUGAUCCACAUUCGAAGGCAUACACCCCUUCCUGCUGUCAUGUUAAUGUUCCCUUUGGUUACUGCCAUGGUCUGUAUCGGAGACAUCUACCAUCUAAUGAACUUCUUCAGCUUUUCCCGAUGGCUCUUCAUAGGAUUAGCCACCCUUGGGCUCAUUAUCCAUCGCCACCGCCACCCAGAGCUGCACAGCCCGUUCAAGGUUCCCCUGUUUAUUCCUGUCUCUUUUACCAUCAUCUGCCUCUUCACAGUGGCAAUGUCUUUCUACUCAGACCCUGUGAACAUCAGCAUCGGAUGCAUCAUGGUUUUAAGCGGUUUUCCAGUCUACUACCUCAUAAUCCACAGGCAAAUGUCAAGUCAUUGCCGUAGCCCGUUUUAUUAUCUUACACACAAACUACAGUUACUGCUGGAAGUAGUCCAACAAGAAAUCAAGACUUACUGAGAAAACCAUCAGAACUCACAGGAGAAGAUAAAACCUACUUUAUUCUGUUUCUGAUACUUUUGAUUCUACCAAAAGC